This is a messenger RNA of Cokeromyces recurvatus, 323 nucleotides long. RefSeq lists its product as uncharacterized. NCBI's taxonomy places the organism in Eukaryota, Fungi, Mucoromycota, Mucoromycetes, Mucorales, Mucoraceae. Bases 16 to 276 code for a protein of 86 amino acids. The transcript has a single exon. The record is from RefSeq and is a predicted model, not a curated record.
UUAUACGUCUAAAAAAUGUUAUUGGCUGUUCUAAAAAUUGUUUUUGAUCGUCUUAUUUUAAGUGGAAACACUGCAAGCUAUUUCUGCUGCUACUGUGCUUUUUUAUUUUAUCUUUUUUUUUCUUUUUUAUUACACUUAUAUAAUAUCAAGCUUCCCUUUUUAUUUUUCUAUUUCUUCAUUUCUUUUCUUUUAUAUCUUUAUAUUUGUAUCUAUAUUUAUAUUUAUAUUUAUACAUAUAUACAUACAUAUAUACAUACAUACAUACAUACAUACUAGACAGGAAAAGAAAAGAAAUAAAGCGAAAAAUAUUAAUAAAAAAAAAA